UAGAAUUCGUUAAAGUAAUCGUAAAAGCUUUACUAUACCCAUAUGAUGUGUAAUUUAACUUUCGUGAAAACAUAAUUUACAAUUAUUUGCGUAAUUAAGAUGUCAUCAUGUUGGCUACAACAUUCGCAGUGUACCACAAUCAAAACUGAUACGCAAUUGUCAAAACACACGGCGCGAAAACAGACGCUUGCACAAAAACUACACAACAAACCGUGCUCAAUGUGUUCGCAUCGGAAAAUUUUUUAUUUUUAAACUGUUGUUUUGCCCAAGGCAUCUUAACUUUAAUAAAAUGCGUAAGAGCCUUGUACCACAGCGAUGUAUAGCGUCGAAUGCUGUGCAUUCACCGUUCAAGAGCCCGCUGUCGGCUCAAAAACGCCAACGGGAAUGCCGCAAGCGUGGAUUGGAAAAGGGCGACAAAGAACAGCCACCAACACCGAAGCUAUCGGUUUCCGAACACGAGCUAAUGAUAAUGAAAAUAUUGACCCAACCGUUCAUGAUACCGAUCGCAAACUACGUGCCGGAACAUUCGACGCGAUGUCUGGGCAUGAAGCGUUCUGCUGCUCGGCGUGCCUUACAUGACCCCUAUGCUUGCAAUGCUCUUGUGCUGUUUGCUCCUCCGGAAUUGUCCGAGCAUGACAAACUUAGAAUGGAUAAGAACAAGAUACAGGUGCACGUGGUUGUGGACCCAUUGCUUGGCAACAUUCUACGACCGCAUCAACGAGAAGGUGUGAAGUUUAUGUACGAUUGUGUAACCGGUGCUAAGGGCGAUUUCAAUGGUUGCAUUAUGGCCGAUGAAAUGGGGCUAGGUAAAACACUGCAAUGCAUCACCCUGCUCUGGACGCUGCUACGACAAAGCCCGGACUGCAAACCUACCAUUAGCAAAGCCAUCAUCGUGUGUCCAAGUUCGUUGGUAAAGAAUUGGUACAAGGAGUUCGGCAAGUGGCUCGGAUGUCGCGUUAAUUGUCUAUCAAUCGAUGGAGGAUCGAAAGAGCAAACGACGAAAGAACUGGAACAGUAUAUGGCCAAUCAAAGUCAACGGCACGGGACACCUGUUUUGAUAAUUAGUUACGAAACUUUCCGGUUGUACGCAAACAUUCUGAACCAUUCCGAGGUGGGUGCGGUGUUGUGUGACGAGGGACAUCGGUUAAAGAAUUGCGAGAAUCUUACCUAUCAGGCGUUGAUGGGUCUAAAGACAACACGAAGGGUUCUGCUGUCGGGUACACCGAUUCAAAACGAUCUGACAGAAUAUUACAGCUUGUUGCACUUUGUUAAUCCUGGAAUGUUAGGAUCAACUGCGGAAUUCCGUAAACAAUUUGAAAAUCCGAUCCUUCGAGGGCAGGAUGCAAACUCAACGGACACAGAGCGGGAAAAGGCAGCCGAACGACUGCAGGAGCUCGCAGGUCUCGUGAACCGAUGCAUGAUCCGUCGAACCAGCGCACUGCUCACGAAAUACCUCCCGGUGAAGUUUGAAAUGGUCGUGUGUGUGCGUAUGACCGAGGUUCAGACGGCACUUUACAAAAGCUUCCUACAAUCCGAUACCAUCCGUCGUAGCGUAAUGGAAAAAUCUGCUUCAAAAGCAAGCUUAACGGCACUUUCUAACAUCACCUCACUGAAGAAACUGUGCAAUCAUCCAGAUCUGGUGUACGAUAAGAUACAGGAGCGAGCGGAUGGGUUCGAGAAUGCCGCCAGCAUCCUGCCGGAUAAUUACAGUCCCCGAGAACUACGACCAGAGCUGGGCGCCAAGUUAAUGUUGCUAGAUUGCAUGCUGGCCUCGAUUAAAACGAACACUACUGAUAAGAUAGUGCUCGUUUCUAACUAUACACAGACACUUGAUCUAUUUGAGAAGCUGUGCCGGAAGCGUGGCUACGGUUACGUGCGCCUCGAUGGCACGAUGACCAUAAAGAAGCGCGGCAAAGUGGUGGAUGAAUUUAAUCGACCCGAUUCGAAAGAUUUUAUCUUCAUGCUUAGCUCGAAAGCGGGCGGCUGUGGAUUGAAUCUCAUCGGUGCCAACCGACUUGUGAUGUUUGAUCCCGAUUGGAAUCCGGCCAACGACGAACAGGCAAUGGCACGUGUAUGGCGCGAUGGACAGAAGAAACCCUGCUUCAUCUAUCGUCUACUGGCCACCGGUUCCAUUGAGGAGAAGAUCUUCCAGCGCCAAACACACAAGAAAGCCCUCUCGACAACGGUGGUCGAUAAUGCUGAGGAUGGUGAAAGACAUUUCACACAGGAUGAUCUGAAGGAUCUGUUCAAGCUGGAUGAACAGACGCGUUCGGACACACACGACAUUUUCCGCUGCAAACGUUGCACCAACAGUGUUCAGAUGAAGCUACCGCCGGACGAUAGUGACUGUAUGUCGGAUUUGGUACAUUGGUACCACUGUGCCAACAAUAAAGGCAUCCCGGAUGAAAUCUUGUCCAAGUCGUGGGAUAUUACCGGGUGCGUUUCGUUCGUGUUCCAUCAUCGUUCCAAUUCGGCCGUGGUUGAGCAACAGCUGGCGGAACAGAGACGCCUGCAGGCACUGGCCGCGAAGGAGGAAAAAGACGAAGAGGAGGAGGAUGAUAAAGAGAACGAGGGAUAUAAUUCUCAAGGCGACGAGGAGCACGAAGAACCAUCAGAUGAUGAAAAGGAUGUUGAUUUUGUUGUGUAACGCAAGCCAACAUACGAUCGUUUAUUAAAAAAAAGAUCCUUAACCAAUGAUUCCCUUUUCUUUUUG
Molecule: messenger RNA, 2713 nt
Organism: Anopheles funestus (African malaria mosquito)
Lineage: Eukaryota; Metazoa; Arthropoda; Insecta; Diptera; Culicidae
Gene: okr
Product: DNA repair and recombination protein RAD54-like
Exons: 4
Coding region: 290-2647 (785 amino acids)
Biological process (GO): double-strand break repair via synthesis-dependent strand annealing; reciprocal meiotic recombination
Cellular component (GO): nucleus
Molecular function (GO): ATP-dependent chromatin remodeler activity; ATP binding; DNA translocase activity
Source: RefSeq, a predicted model, not a curated record